GUGGAAGGCGAGGACAACGUAAAGAUUAAGGAACGAAUCUAUGAGACGCUUCGGAAGGAACCACUCUUCUCUCGCAACUACGAUCGGCCAUCGCUCGUACAACUUAGGGAAUUGAACCAUAGACGUUGGAAAAGGAUUAUCGAGAUGGAUCUGCCGCUUGACGUGUUUGGCAUGGCAAUAGCGUCAAUGUGCACAAAACGACAUGAAGAGAUCUUGGAGAAAACCAGAAGGAACGAGGUUACACUACUGUUAAACAUUUGUCCUGUACAAGAUAGUUGGCUGCUUCUGUCUAACAGAGAUCGGCCAUGGAUCCAAUAUACGGAAAUCCAAACAACGGCAACCUUUGACAACGGCGAAUUUGUGAUUAAUUGCCCAUCUGAACAGGCUAUCAAGUGCUGGGCCGGGAACUUAUCACAUUCCGCGACCCAUGCGGUCGUUUUCGCUCAGUUAUACGUCCAGGGCAAAUGUGAAGGAGUUCAUGCGUUUGUGCUGCAAGUCAGGAACCCGAAGACUUUUGAGCCACUUCCUGGUAUUGUCAUUGGUGAUAUGGGCGAGAAACCUGGCGCAUGGAAUGGGGUCGAGAAUGGUUGGAUGGAAUUCAAGAACCAUCGCGCUCCAUUGUGGACACUACUGAACAAAGGUUGUGACGUGACAGCCGACGGAAAAUAUGUUUCCAACUACAAAUCGUCAGCCGAAAGGCAGUCCGUCAGUUUAGGAGCGUUAUCGAUCGGGAGGAUUGGUAUUAUCGGUAAAGGAGUCAUAGCAAGUGGACUAGCUUCAACGAUUGCCAUUCGUUACAGUGCUUGUCGACGGCAGUUUGGCAAGAACAAAGGAGGUACGACACAAUUUGAAGGCAGGCUGUGUGUGCGGGAUUUGCGGGGCGAGCAGCAUGGAGGCAUCUCAUUGCGGCGUGUCUUCUUACCUGUCGUUUACGAGGCUGUCACGGAAGUCCCGUUCACGUUCUUUACGAAAAAUCGCUUGUAG
This is a messenger RNA of Cooperia oncophora, 984 nucleotides long. NCBI's taxonomy places the organism in Eukaryota, Metazoa, Nematoda, Chromadorea, Rhabditida, Trichostrongylidae. The record is from the annotation of a GenBank genome assembly.